This is a messenger RNA of Seriola aureovittata, 2352 nucleotides long. RefSeq names its product TANK-binding kinase 1-binding protein 1-like. Gene Ontology annotation, cellular component: cytoplasm. The record is from RefSeq and is a predicted model, not a curated record. Lineage: Eukaryota; Metazoa; Chordata; Actinopteri; Carangiformes; Carangidae. Gene Ontology annotation, biological process: canonical NF-kappaB signal transduction. Bases 116 to 2008 code for a protein of 630 amino acids. The transcript has 13 exons.
CGAAGAGAGGAGGGGGAGGUACAAACUCGGCAGCACCCACUGCUGAUGUCAGACUCAUGUCUACCCUACUCAUCACCAUCAACAUCUUCAUGGCUUUUCUACAGAGACCUAACUGAUGAUGGAUCUAUUCGGCAGAGGAGAGCUGGGGUUGCUGGGAGGAGGAGAGGGGCUGAGAGAUGAUGUAGGCGUACCCGGGAUCAGCUGGUCAGCCAAUCAGCUGCCAGAGGACAUGUACCCAGCUUCAGGAUUGGCACUAGCCGCUGCCUAUCAUGACAUUAAGACCCGGCUGGCCAGUCUGGAGAGGGAGAACAGCAGCAUAAAGAGGAAACUAAAACACUACGAGGUCAAGUUUCCCAUGAUCAGUGAAUUUGGAGAGGAGAGGAUAGUGUGUUGUUCCUGUGAGCCUAUCAUCAAGGACACCAGUGGAAUCCAAUCAGAGACCACCAAUCUACAACAGAGGAUCAACUCUCUCACUCAGGAGCUUCAGAAGACUAAGGAAAGAGAGGAGAGGUUGGAGGAAGUCAUCCAGGCUUAUGAGAAGAUUCACAUGGAGAAAAGCAAUGUCCAGAGAGACCUUGACAAGAUGACGACUCUAGCAGAGCAGCAUGUGGAGAGGAUCUGCAGUUUGGAGUCUGCCCUCAGACAGAGAGAAACGUCCCUUCAGAAACUCAGUGCUGAACUCCACAGCAAAGACACACAUCAGUCACAACUCGAAGCUAGUCUGGAUGUACCCAGAGAGGGUUGUGGGCCGACACUACAGUGCUCCCACAGUCUGGAUGCCCUGUCAGACCUGAAGCUGCAGCGUCUGGAGGCUGAGCUGGAGGGGGCACGGCACCAUGUCGAGGGAGCCUGUCAAAGGGAGAAGGAGCUAAGGGCUGAGCUUCAGAGGUUGCAGCAGAAGGUAGCCCAGCUACAGGAUGCACAAAGACAGUCACAGGAGUUGGCCCCACACUGUGAGCACUGUGACAUGGAAUGGAUAAAGAAAGCUGGGGAUGAACAGGUGAACCUAGCCUUAGCCUACACUGAGCUAACAGAGGAGUUGGGUCAGGUUCGCAGUCUGGCUGCAAAACAGAGUGACCUUCUACGACACAUCUCACAGGAGCCUGGUAGGUUAGUUUCUCGUCCUACCACAGCUCCUCAUCGUCUCUCCACCACCUCCCCCAAAUGCCCCUCAUUCUCUCCUGAUAAGUUUCUCCCCACCCCCUCUCCUUCUCUGUCCCUAUGCGACGGCUCCAACUGUCAUCAACCAACCAGCAGCCGUCUACGAGCAAAGUUCCAGGGUCGCCGUAGUUACUCUGAGGUGUCUGACCCAUCAGCCAUCCAGAGGCCCCCAACACGCCUGAUGAGGGACCCAGUAGCCACCCUCCCCAAGCCAAGGCCAAUUCUGGGCGAGACGCAGAUUUACGGCCAAAGCAAACCUCAGCUCCGUACCUCCUUGUUGGGCCUGGUCAGACCGGCCUCAGCUCAUGGAGCUGGAGCGGAGAGAGGGGGAGGAGAGAGGGGUACUGGCAGCAGUCUGAGCAGCAACCCUCAUAUCUGUACUCUGGACCUGGGCUUUCCUAUGGCUGCUGAGGUGCAUCACUUCUGUCACCUUGACAUUCCACCUGAGCCCACCCCACUGGUGACACCACCGCAGUCCUCGGAUGAUGAAGAGGAUGUAUGUACAUAUCUAUCGCCGGUUGCCAGCCCACCUCGGACUCUGGGCGCAAUUGGGAUUGGCUCAUCGCCUAGAGAACAGCCCCUCCACCCCUUGUUCCAAUCUCCAAGGAAACAGCCCCACCAUCCCUCCUUCUCGGCACCCGAGGGCCCUGCCACCCUCUCCUGCCAUCUGCCUCCCUACAUGAACACAGAGCAUGCUCAGUCAUGGCCCUCCAUUAACUUAUGGAUGGAGUCAGAGGAGAGUGUUGCUCGCAGCUGUCCUUUGUGUCAGCUGACUUUCCCAACUGGUUAUCCUGAUGACGCCCUCAUUAAACACAUCGACUCCCACCUGGAGAACAGCAAGAUCUGACUUUUUUUUUUUUUUUUAAAUCAAGCAUUUCACAACCAUUUUCAGUGGAACUGGCUGCCCGACCCAUCUUGAUUGAUUUCUGUUUAGUUUUAAUCUAGAAAUGGUUUAAUGAGCCGGCAUGCUAUGAAACUCACCCAGCCUUCCAGUUACAGAGAAAGUCUGUUUUCCUACCUUCCAGGCUCAAGUGUUAUUACAUACAUUUAAUUUCCAAGUUGUAAAUCUUUUCAUCUUUGUUCACUAAGGGCAUGCAUUGCCUAAUAUCUCUCACAAAGCACCAAACUCUUCAUUUGUACAUAGACCUGAGUGCUGAACAAAAGAAAGACAAAAAAAAAGACAAAAGUGCU